AUGCCUGGCGGCCUCGUUGGCGACCACCGCUACGACGAACAGCAACAACGCGGGCCACCAGCAACCGGGCAGCGGCAGCGCCGUGGUCGACGACGUCUUCUCCCCAACAACGAAGCCGGGAGCGCCGGCGCCGGCGGCCCAGGCAGCAGCCGCGCCGCGCGCAGGACAAAGAUGAAGGACGAGUCAGUCAUUGGGGCAGAGGUGUCGUUCUCACGCGCGAGUGCGUUAAAAGGCAUGUCAGGCGUGAUGGCGGGGCUGUUGUUGGCGGGGGUGGGGGGGGGGCUUGGAGGGAUCGUCGGCGCGCCGGCCGCGGCGAGGGCUGAGCAAGGGCACAAGGAGCAGCAAGAUAAGGAAGGGGCGUUGGAGGAGUACGCGUCGCCCGACGGGAGCUUCGCGCUGCGGUACCCGGUCGGCUUCAAGGGGUUCUCCAAGCCGCUCAAGACCCACAAAGUCGAGGUGAACUUCAAGAGCGAGGAGGUGAAGGGGUACGAGGUUGGCGUGGCGAUCGACCCGGUUAGGAUAGAGUCCCUGGAGACGUUUGGAACUCCUGAGGAAGUAGGCGCGAGGGUGCUCAAGGUGGAGCAGGCAAAGGACGGGACGCUAGACACCAAGCUCUUGGACACUAGCGCGGAAAAGCAGGGGGACUUGUCGCUCUACACCUUGGACUACUUCGUGGAAAGCACGAGGGGCUUCAAGCACUUCGUCGCGAAGGUGACCAUCAAGGACAACCUCCUGUACGCUUGCACGGCGCAGGCCAAGGAAAAGGAUUACCCUCAGGUGGAGGCUGAGCUAAAGCGCGUUGUCGAGAGCUUCCGGGUCCUGGCGUGA
Messenger RNA from Ectocarpus siliculosus, 828 nucleotides. NCBI's taxonomy places the organism in Eukaryota, Phaeophyceae, Ectocarpales, Ectocarpaceae. The record is from the annotation of a GenBank genome assembly.